Physcomitrium patens is the source of this 2418-nucleotide messenger RNA. Its product is annotated as cytochrome P450 782C2c. NCBI's taxonomy places the organism in Eukaryota, Viridiplantae, Streptophyta, Bryopsida, Funariales, Funariaceae. Gene Ontology annotation, molecular function: oxidoreductase activity, acting on paired donors, with incorporation or reduction of molecular oxygen; monooxygenase activity; iron ion binding. The record is from RefSeq and is a predicted model, not a curated record.
UGUCUCCUGAUACGAUGAAUCAUGUUUGUGUAACGCCUUUUUUCUCACGUACAAGUCUCACGUUUUCUUUUGAAAUCACGCUGGAUUCUCCUCUUGUCACAUCUGCCCCCUUCGCUUGAAACCUGGAGGUGUACUUCAAGAUUUAUCCUAAUCUUCAUUCUGCCACACCUCCUACCUCUUCCUCGCAACAUCAAUCCUACCUUUCAGCAGAACUGAGACGCGUCUACCUCCUUGGAUCUGUUGCAUUCCGUGGGCAUGCUUCAUCAGUCGCUCCUGUUGGAAGAUUCGUUUUCUGUAGAUAGUCAGGGUUCCUAAGGAGAACACCUUGCAUAUACAGCAUGUGAGAUUUUUGUGCCGUGCCAGUUCCGUUGAAAGAGAGUGUUCAAUUUCGCUGCGGAGCGACCUGAAUCUAUUGCAUCCAACUUCAGGCUGAUUGGGUUCACGGCAAUUCGGAGGACGAUGCGGAGGACGAUCGAGGAGAUGGUAGGCGACGUAUGGAUCUGGGUUCUGAUUACGAUGGUUGUGGCUGUGAUUGUGGGAGUUGGGAUCGAUAAGAAGACCAAGAGGGGGUUGAAGCUGCCGCCGGGGCCGCCGGCAUGGCCCGUCGUCGGGUGCUUGGCGUCGUUGCCUGCCGGGCAUCCCCCGGAGGUGAUGUUUGCGAAGCUCGCGGAAAAGCACGGGGAGCUGAUGCUACUGUGGUUGGGCUCCAAGCCGUAUGUGGUUGCGUCGAGCGCGCGGAUGGCUAUGGAGUUUCUCAAAAGACACGACCAGGAGUUCGCGAACCGGCCCAUGAGCGUUGUCCGCGAAUACGUCUCCUUCAAAGGGAAUUCCAUCAUCUCGAUGUCCGCCAGCGAUCCUAAAUACCAGCGUCUGCGGCGCACGUUUGUUAUGGAGCUCUUAUCACCCAAAAAGAUUGCUGCAACGAGAGAUCUGAGGAAGGACCAGGUGCUGAAAAUGUUGCGAGCAAUUCGUGAAGAUUUAGAUGCGAAACACGAAGCCAAUUUCACUGAAGCCGUUCUAACUCUGGGUAUGAGCCUCAGCAUUGGCCUUCUAUUUGGAAGGGACUAUGGCGGUAAGGUCUUCUCCGAGGAGAUCCAGACCUUGGUGCUUACAUUUAAAACGAUGGUAAAAUAUUUAUCAAUGAUAAACAUCAGCGACCUCAUUCCAUCGCUUCGGUGGCUCGAUCUCCAAGGCAUCGAGCGUGGGCUCGGGCUUGGGGAGGUCCAGCUGCGGAAGAGUAUUAUGGCUUUGAUUGAGCAGAAGCGACUGGAUAAAAUUAGGUUGUCAUCGGACGAGAUUGAAAGUGGCGCCUGCCAAAGGGAUAUCUUGAGCAAGCUCUUGUCACUCGAAGGCGAGGAUCGUUUGGACGAUGACCAGCUAAUGGGAGUUGUCUUUGCCUUAAUGCUAGCAGGAAGCGACUCGAUAUCCAGAGGGGUUGGAAGAGCCAUGCAAGAGCUUUUAAAGCAACCGCUUCUCCACCAGAGGGCUCUUGACGAGCUUGACGAAGUUGUUGGCAGGAGGCGCCUUGUUGAAGAAUCGGACAUCUCUAGCCUACCUCUCAUCAACAACAUCAUCAAGGAGACGCUCCGCUUGCACCCACCAGCCCAGCUCCUUAUCCCGCAUGGUAACGUCGAGCAGUGUGAAGUUGCAGGAUACCAUAUCCCUGCGAGAUCCACUGUGCUUGUGAAUUUGUACGCUUUGAGUCGAGACCCUUCCUUCUGGAACUCACCUUUAGAGUUUGCCCCGGAUCGCUUCGUCGACUCCAAUCUUACCGUGCAGGGAAGUGACUUUCAUUACAUUCCCUUUGGUUAUGGCAGACGUGGAUGCCCUGGACUUAACCUCGGUAUGAUCACCGUUCAAUAUGCCCUCGCUUUGUGCCUGCAGUGUAUUCUCUGGCGCCUUCCUGCUGGUGCUACGAUCAGUGAGACUUACAUAGAUUGGAAGAAUUCUCCGGAUCUUAUUGUAGAUGGAGACCUGCGUGUCGAUCUUCAUCUUCUUGAGGGGCUCUAGCGAUUGGUAGAGAUGAGUUCUUGCAUUGCUUGCUGUUCCUGAGCUGUUCGAAAUAUAAAACUUUACUUGCUAUCCACUUGGUGCAGGUGGGCUCGAUUACUGUACAGUUUAGCCAACGGUUUUAACACAGUGCUAUGAAGUUAUGUCUGUGGAGUCGUCAUUUACAUCCCUGACAAGCACUUUCUUGACUCUUCUAUUGAAGAGUCAAUUCUAGCAGUUGGCGGUCGCUUGAUCGCAGGUUGAUGCAAGAUUGCAGGCAUUACCUACUGCACAUGUGGCGCAUGUUCUGGUUUCUGGAAGAUGCCUUUUGUAUAUAUACACAUUUCAGAUGGCAAUGCAGCUAAUAUCGAGGCUGCGGUAGAGGCUCGAUGAUCUCUUCCAUGACUCGGUUGUGGAUGAUCACUGCAA